Carassius gibelio (silver crucian carp) is the source of this 3129-nucleotide messenger RNA. Its product is annotated as midnolin. The record is from RefSeq and is a predicted model, not a curated record. Gene Ontology annotation, cellular component: nucleus. Gene Ontology annotation, molecular function: protein binding. The transcript has 7 exons. The coding region runs from base 567 to 1982 and encodes 471 amino acids. Lineage: Eukaryota; Metazoa; Chordata; Actinopteri; Cypriniformes; Cyprinidae.
AGCUUUUAUGAAUGGGCACAGCGGGAAGGGGCGUGGCCGUUCUCUCCGCGCUUUUCUGAUUAGUCACGACAUCUUUUAUCGCAGAGGACUGGGUGGGCGGAGCCUGCGUGCUUCUGGCUCUUACGAGCGGAAACAUGAUUGGCUGACACGACGAGGGCAAGCGUAUCCUCUAACACCAUUGGUUGUUUGUGGCGGUGGGCGGGAUCUGUCAGCUGAGCUCCGUAACAAAUGUAGACGCAGCAGCUGCGCUGCACAGAAGAGCGAGCAAGCGGUUUAUAGAUCAGAGCUGCGUUACGAGCUAAAUAACGGGCAUUUAAAUAACAUAACAUUAUUGAUAAAUAUAAAUGUACAUUUGGAUCCUAAUGGCCUGCUAAUAUUGAUAUUGUGGUGCGGAUCGGUGGCAGUUAUUGUAGCAGCGCGCGCGAGACGGUGGAUUUACCUCAGAAGAACCUAACCGAACACCGCGGAUAUUUCACCGGAAUAUUACGUUUCUACGGUGAGCAGGAUAACCGUUCGCCACACUCCGUCACCCGCUCGGUUCACAGAUCAGAUCACGGGGUUCUCGGAUGGAGCGGAACACCGAGGCGCGGAGUCACGGAUCAUGGUCCCGGUGUGAGGAGCUCCUCCGAGGCGACGCAUCGAUGACCGUCUCGAUCAGCUCCACCACCGGGAGCCGCUUCGAGCUGUCCGUUCCUCUGGAGGAGACCGUGGAGGGCCUGCACCGGAGACUGUCCGAGAGACUCCGGGUCCCGAGGGAGCGACUCCUGCUGCUGCACCGAGACACGAGGUUAGACUCGGGGAAGCUGCUGGACGUCGGUGUGGUCGACGGAAGCAGACUGACGCUGGUGCCCACGCUCGAAGCCGGACUGAUGGCGCAGUCGAGCCGCUCGGAGCAGUCGGUCGUGCAGGCGCUGGAGACGCUCUCAGACGCUCAGGUCAGUGACUUCCUGUCGGGACGGUGCCCGCUGACCCUUGCCCUGCGUGUGGGUGAUCACAUGAUGUUUGUGCAGCUGCAGUUGGCGGCUCAGGCAUCUGGAGGACAGCCGUCCCUGUCCAGGGGUCCUACGGUCCCCAGCCAGAUGCAUACAGGGGCCGUCAGCAGUGCAAACCCCUCAGACUCACAGCAGCGGGAACAGGACGUCUUUAAGAGCCGCACUGCCCUGCCCUCAUCACAUGAUAGCCACACCCACAGUGCUCAAAGCCCCACCCCUGCCCCGCCCUGUGUUCAGGCUGAAGGCAGCACACAGCGAUGCAAACCCGGUGCCGUCAUCGAGAGCCUGGUCAAUCACGCACCGGGAGUUUUCUCAGGAACCUUCUCAGGUACUCUACACUCCGCCUGUCAGGACAGGAGCGGGCGUCCUCGCCGUGACAUCAGCACCAUCCUGCAGAUCCUCAAUGACCUCCUGAGCGCCACACGGCUUUACCAGAGAUCUCCUCCGACGCUGACGCACCUCCGCUGCCCCUCACACACACCCUCACCUACCUCACACACACACACACCCUCACCCUCACCUACCUCACACACACACACACACCCACCCUCACCUACCUCACACACACACACACCUCCACCCUCACCUACCUCACACACACCUCUUCCCUCACCUACCUCACACACACACACACACCCACCCUCACCUACCUCACACACAUACACACCCCCACCCUCACCCUCACCUACCUCACACACACCCCCACCCCCACCAUCACCUACCUCAGACAGGCCACAGCCGCAUGCACAUCUGCUUAAGCCCUCCGGCGAGCGUCUGCGGCAGACGGAGAAUAAAGCCAUGCGCUGUAAGGUGGAUCAGCUGAGACUGUUACUGCAGCAGAGGCGUCUGAGACGAAAGAUCCGGAGAGAGACUCGUGCUCCGUAUGUCUGGAGAACCCAGCACCAGAACCCAUCGCUCCCGCUGGACCAGGAGCCGGUCUGGAGACACGACGGCCCGGCGGACAUCAGCCCCGAGGUCAUCGUGGUGUGACGAGUGUGACUCCUCCUGGGCAUUAACACACAGUCCCUCAGGAGCCGGCGCUCAAGCAUUAACACAUCAGGUGUUCAGCUCUGGGACAUGUGUUUACACCCUUCAUUUCUCCGGAGCAUUAUGGGAUUCUGAUCUUGUUUCAGAGGACAGAUGUCCGUCUGAGAUCACAGUCAGACCGCUGAUUAUUUUCACCCUGGAUUUGGGCGAAUCUCAUGAAAACCGCUCCUAUUUCACCCCUAAAUCAAAUGAAUAUGUAUUUAUUUUAUUUAUGAAGAAAAUGAAGUCAUAGAUAAUAAUCUAAUUUAUAUAUAUAUAUUUAUAAUUAUAUAACUCUAUUAAAAUGAAAAGAGAAAAUCGGGGGGAAAUUAUAUAUAUAUAUAUAUAUAUAUAUAUAUAUAUUAUUAAAUACUAUAUUAUAAUUUAUUACAUUUAUUACUGAAAAUAAAUUAUUUUUCAUAAACUAUAAUUUAUUUAAAAAUAAAUUUUAAGGGUUUUUGUUUCUUUGUUGUUUUUUAUGCAUUUUUGUUUCUAUUUUAGUUAUUUGUGUACAUCAAUGAAAACACAAACAUAUAUAAUUUGUAUUCCUCUAUAUAUUUUGUAAUUGUGCUUAAAAUAGGCUUCUUUCUUUAUAAAAGAAAAUACAAUUCCCUUUAUUUUGGGGCUGAAGUAUGGCGUGGACAUUGUUUCAGGAUAAGGAGUGGUAAUGCAGUGUUUUCUUGUGGAUUAUUCUCCUGUCAGACGGUGUUUCUCACGGACAGACUCUGCUCUGGACUCAUUGUGAAAGCUGAAGCACACUGCUGUGAGUGUUUAACGGCUGAGGAACAGUGAUGUGUGAAGAAGAGCAGGAUCUGAUCUCUGACGCGCUGAAGGGAAGCAGCUGUAGUGUGAUCCAGCUCCUAACGUCUGGGUCGUUCUGUGUUGUUGCAGCUCACACUUCUUCUCGUUCAUCUCUCAGAAACGCUCCGAGUGAAGCAGGAUUCACUCAUGUUCGGAGUCGAUCCUGAGCGUUUCAGAGACGCGGUAGCAGAUGUUCAUUUAUAAACUCUUCUGGUUACUGUGAAGCAUUCUGCGCUUCAGUUUCUCACUCUUCUUUCUUUCUCAUGUUUGUGUGUUUUCUCUUCGUUUAAAUAAAUUUAAGAUUAAAACA